UACAACUCAGUCAGCUUUAAAACUUCUCAGUCGUUAUCUACAAUUCUUACCGGCUUCGGCAUAUAAUUGACCCCGAUAAGAGCAACUAUUUUCCCUUUCUGAUAACACCAGCGAAUGCGGUAGCUCACGGUGCUUUCCACAAACAAUAAUUCAGCCGACAUUUCUAAACGGUUUCAUGGAGCUACGAUCCCCAUGCUGUGAGGGUUUUUGCACUGCAGUAUCGCUGUUGCUGUUUGCAUCCAGCAUUUUUGUAGACUUAUCGCUAUGUGGUCUCUAUCUACACCAUCACAAAUACGAGUGCUUCGGCAUGACGCUCAUCAUUUUUGUUCAAUCAACCAUCAUUGUAAACCUCAUGAGUUGGAUUUGGCACAAGAGAGAUGAGGAAACUUCAUGUUGUACCAAAUUUUGGACAAUAUUUCAGCUGGGAGUGCUGCGCAGGCAUUUUCUAAUACUCGGGCUUCUUGCCAAGAAGCACGUGGACAACCCAACACAACAUUCUUUGAAGCGGCAUACGACAGAUCUGCGCCUACUACACCUGUACGAGGCUUUUCUCAAGUCAGGGCCUCAGCUGGUAAUCCAGCUCUACCUUCGGUUUGACACCCAUGAUUGGAACUUGCUCACAGGUGUUUCAGCGUUACUGUCCUUGCUCUCGCUAUGCUGGGCAAUUAUCGACUAUGACAUAGCCUUAUGGCGCCACAUCUUCAAGAGGCCCGGUGGAGUGAUUCUGCACGAAUUUGGGAGGAUCCUUGUGGUGCUGACACGUCUUGUGACUAUGACCAUGAUGGCAAUUGUUAAAGAUAGCGAGGUUUUUUAUUUAUUUGUUUCAAACUGGUUUCUCACGCUGGCGAUUGUUGUCCUGAUGAACCAAGUCGGCGCUAUUUUCAGGUUUCAAAAAUGGGACGAUAUUCUUCACAUGAUGGCGACGUUGGUCGCAAUCACGUUUUCGUUUAUUGAUGUUGGCCACUCGUCAUUUUGGCCACUUAUUGGCUUUACGUAUGUACACACUUGGUAUCAAAUCAGAGAAAGCAUCGAGGAAUUCAUCAAGGAGAAAAUGAAGCAUGGUGCCGAUACGCACGUCUACAUUAGCUACGGAUUGCUUGCACUUUUUGGCCUUGGCGCCUUUUUUAUAUGCCUGAGCCAUUGUUGCUGCGAACGCAAGCAAGGCCAUCGUCAUUUGUUUCCCAACAAAAAUAUUUUUGCUAUCUCUUGCACCUGAAAGGGGAGGAGGAUCUUACUGCUAAUUAAAUGAAGUUUGUUCAGCACCAUUAUCAUGGCAAGAAGAAAACAGAGAUACCCGCCGUUUUCAUUUCUUUUGUGUGUGUGUGCGUGAGUAUGCAGUAUAAGGUUGCAGUGUAAGGUUUGCGAAAUAGAGGAAAUCUUGCCGCACUCAUCUGAAAAACAGAUGUGUGAAUGAACGAAUGAAAUUGUUGAAAAUAAACGGUCCAAACAAACUUU
Molecule: messenger RNA, 1455 nt
Organism: Rhipicephalus microplus (southern cattle tick)
Lineage: Eukaryota; Metazoa; Arthropoda; Arachnida; Ixodida; Ixodidae
Product: XK-related protein 6
Cellular component (GO): membrane
Source: RefSeq, a predicted model, not a curated record